Phyllostomus discolor (pale spear-nosed bat) is the source of this 3101-nucleotide messenger RNA. It is a transcript of the gene KDM1A, whose product is annotated as lysine demethylase 1A. Lineage: Eukaryota; Metazoa; Chordata; Mammalia; Chiroptera; Phyllostomidae. Gene Ontology annotation, molecular function: protein binding; oxidoreductase activity; flavin adenine dinucleotide binding. The transcript is spliced from 20 exons. The record is from RefSeq and is a predicted model, not a curated record. Gene Ontology annotation, biological process: regulation of DNA-templated transcription. Bases 135 to 2762 code for a protein of 875 amino acids. Gene Ontology annotation, cellular component: nucleus.
GCUUCGCGCGUGCGUAGGCGGCGGCCGUCGUUGGCGCGCGCACUGCGUGAAGUGAAGCGAGUCCGGGUGGUUGCGGACCCACGGACUCACAGGUUGAACGGCCCCUUCGGCUGUCGGCAGCCAGGCGGCCCGAGAUGUUGUCCGGGAAGAAGGCGGCGGCUGCAGCGGCCGCGGCCGCGGCGGCCGCAGCGGCGGCAGCUGGCUCGGAGGCCGGCGCCGGGGCCGCGGCGGGCUCGGAGAACGGCUCAGAGGUGGCCGCGCCGCCGGGGGGCCCGUCUGGCCCUGCAGAGGCCGGGCCGGGAGCGGCCGGGGAGCGCACUCCCCGCAAGAAGGAGCCUCCGCGGGCCUCGCCGCCCGGGGGCCUCGCCGAGCCGCCAGGAUCCGCCGCACCUCAGGCCGGGCCUACCGUCGUGCCUGGAUCUGCGACCCCCAUGGAAACGGGAAUCGCAGAGACUCCGGAGGGGCGACGGACCAGCCGGCGCAAGCGGGCGAAGGUAGAGUACAGAGAGAUGGACGAAAGCUUGGCCAACCUCUCAGAAGACGAGUAUUACUCAGAGGAAGAGAGAAACGCCAAAGCAGAGAAGGAGAAGAAGCUUCCCCCACCCCCUCCGCAAGCCCCACCUGAGGAAGAAAACGAAAGCGAGCCCGAAGAGCCGUCUGGGCAAGCAGGAGGACUUCAAGACGACAGUUCUGGAGGGUAUGGAGACGGCCAAGCAUCAGGUGUGGAGGGCGCAGCGUUCCAGAGCCGACUUCCCCACGACCGGAUGACCUCUCAGGAGGCCGCCUGUUUCCCCGACAUCAUCAGCGGGCCACAGCAGACCCAGAAGGUCUUUCUGUUUAUUAGGAACCGCACCUUGCAGUUGUGGCUGGAUAAUCCAAAGAUACAGCUGACUUUUGAGGCUACUCUGCAACAGCUGGAAGCACCGUACAACAGUGACACUGUGCUCGUCCACCGAGUGCACAGUUACCUGGAGCGCCACGGGCUCAUCAACUUCGGCAUCUACAAGAGGAUCAAGCCCCUACCGACUAAAAAGACAGGAAAGGUCAUUAUCAUAGGCUCUGGAGUCUCAGGCUUGGCAGCGGCUCGUCAGUUACAGAGUUUUGGGAUGGACGUCACGCUUCUGGAAGCUCGGGAUCGUGUAGGUGGACGAGUUGCCACAUUUCGCAAAGGAAACUAUGUAGCUGAUCUUGGAGCCAUGGUAGUAACAGGUCUUGGAGGGAACCCCAUGGCCGUCGUCAGCAAACAGGUGAACAUGGAGCUGGCCAAGAUCAAGCAGAAAUGCCCACUUUAUGAAGCCAACGGACAGGCUGUUCCUAAAGAGAAAGAUGAAAUGGUAGAGCAAGAGUUUAACCGACUGCUAGAAGCUACAUCGUACCUUAGUCACCAGCUAGACUUCAAUGUCCUCAAUAACAAGCCCGUGUCCCUCGGCCAGGCGCUGGAAGUGGUCAUUCAGUUACAAGAAAAGCACGUCAAAGAUGAGCAGAUUGAACAUUGGAAGAAGAUAGUAAAAACUCAGGAGGAAUUGAAAGAGCUUCUUAAUAAGAUGGUAAAUUUGAAAGAGAAAAUUAAAGAACUCCAUCAGCAAUACAAAGAAGCGUCUGAAGUCAAGCCACCCAGAGAUAUCACUGCCGAGUUCUUAGUGAAAAGCAAACACAGGGAUCUGACCGCCCUGUGCAAGGAAUAUGAUGAGUUAGCUGAAACACAAGGAAAGCUAGAAGAAAAACUUCAGGAACUGGAAGCCAAUCCCCCGAGUGACGUGUAUCUUUCGUCGAGAGACCGACAAAUACUUGAUUGGCAUUUUGCAAAUCUUGAGUUUGCUAAUGCCACACCUCUGUCUACACUCUCCCUUAAACAUUGGGAUCAGGAUGAUGACUUUGAGUUUACUGGCAGCCACCUGACGGUGAGGAAUGGCUACUCCUGCGUGCCUGUGGCCUUAGCAGAAGGCCUGGACAUCAAAUUGAACACAGCAGUGCGGCAGGUUCGCUACACGGCGUCAGGGUGUGAAGUGAUAGCCGUGAACACGCGCUCCACCAGCCAGACGUUCAUCUACAAAUGCGACGCGGUUCUCUGCACGCUCCCCCUGGGUGUGCUGAAGCAGCAGCCGCCGGCCGUUCAGUUCGUGCCGCCUCUCCCCGAGUGGAAAACGUCCGCGGUCCAGAGGAUGGGAUUCGGCAACCUCAACAAGGUGGUGCUGUGUUUUGACCGGGUGUUCUGGGACCCAAGUGUCAACCUGUUCGGGCACGUCGGCAGCACGACCGCCAGCAGGGGCGAGCUCUUCCUCUUCUGGAACCUCUACAAAGCUCCAAUACUGUUGGCCCUGGUGGCAGGAGAAGCUGCUGGCAUCAUGGAAAACAUAAGUGAUGAUGUGAUCGUGGGCCGAUGCCUGGCCAUCCUCAAAGGGAUCUUCGGCAGCAGCGCAGUGCCCCAGCCCAAGGAGACGGUGGUGUCUCGCUGGCGUGCUGACCCCUGGGCCCGGGGCUCCUACUCUUAUGUGGCCGCAGGAUCGUCUGGAAAUGACUAUGAUUUAAUGGCUCAGCCGAUCACUCCCGGCCCCUCCAUUCCCGGCGCCCCACAGCCAAUUCCAAGACUCUUCUUUGCUGGAGAACAUACAAUCCGUAACUACCCGGCCACAGUCCACGGCGCUCUGCUGAGCGGGCUUCGGGAAGCAGGAAGGAUCGCAGACCAGUUCCUGGGGGCCAUGUACACGCUGCCCCGCCAGGCCACCCCCGGGGUCCCCGCGCAGCAGUCACCGAGCAUCUGAGACCGGUAGAUCGACCAAGAAGUUGUCGACGUGUGUGUCCUUGGCCGUGUAAGCAAGGUUCUCUUAGCAAUACUAGGUUCCUGGAAAACCCGCCCUGGCCCGGCCCCGGGCUCCCGAGCAGCCAUGAAGUCCAUGCGGCCGGGCAGAGGUCUCUCUGCCGGUGGCGGCGGAGGCUGCCUGCCUUGAGUGAUGCGGCGCCAGAGGGGGCAGCGCUCCCCCGUCCGUGGCCGUGUGUGUGCUCUGUAUAGACUGAGGACGAGCACUAUGAGAGGACACCCUAGUCUCUUGGUGUGUGAUAGUUUUUUUAAGAAAUAUUUUGAGAAUAAACUUCAUAUAAAA